CGAUUGGCAGGCAACAGUUAACUAUUAACAGUUCACGAACGAUUAAUCAUGGGAUACUUCACGUUUACAUUUCUUAUCUGUUUGGUUGUUAUUCUACCAAGCUUUCCUUGUCAAGGUGCGAUCAGACCAUUCUGGUGGAAACCAAUCAACAAACCGGAACCAACGUUAUUGCCACCAAUUGGCAAGGAUCCCGAGUUUUACAGAAGUAAGUUCAUGAUCACUUACCAUUUGUUAGAGUCAUACCGUUUUCUAUAAGUAAUACAUAUAUAGAUCAAAUUUUAGUUUUUCUUAAUAUCCCCGCGACGACAGCGAAAUAGCAAACAUUUUUUAUUUUAUGAUUUCUUGCAAAUACAUUUCAUUUUUGCAAGAUUUUGUUAAUUUUAAAAGCUUUUUGAGAAAAAAAAGCAGAACAAUCGGCUAAAAGAAGGGAGCAAAGGCGCCAACGUUAAAGAAGAUAAGUUUGUUUUAAAUAUUGAUGCAUUGUUUGCUUUAUAAUUAUAAUUGCUUUAAACUGGCCAAUCGUAUAAUAAAAAAAGACAUGAGCAUAUAAUUUCAGUGCAUCUUUAUUGAUUAUCCUUUCCUAUUAUUUGUUAUUUAAGUUAUUUGCAUGCGAGAACUUGAAAUAAUUUUAUUUCAAACUCAACGUUUAUUGAUGCAGGUUAGUCAUUUAUAAAGAACAUUUUAAAAUGUUUUGCGAAGCGUUUGUGCUUGAAUUUUACCUUAAAUUGAAGCUUUUGUUACGUAUAACAUACCUGUACCUAAUAUAUAUAUAUAUAUGUAGCAUAAGAUAUUAGCAAAACAGUUACGUUCAGAGCAUGCAAAAAUGUUUUAUGAGUAAAUUAUGUUUAAAGGGAAAUGGCAAUAUAUUUUUUUAUUUUCUCAUUUGAAAGAACUUUUGAAACUAUUUAAUAACUUCUUUUAACGAUUCUUCAUAUCUUGCUUAUAGUUUUUGAAAUAAUUUCACUUGAAGUAAUGAGAUGUCAGCCAUCUUGGAUAAAUUUUUGAUCUCAUUAACGGUAGAUUUGGUGACGUCACAAUAGGGAUUAACCAUAUAAAAGUAUUCGUUGCUGACCAAAUAUUGAUUGGUAGAUGUUUUAAAGGUUUCAAGUGAUCUUGAUAUUUCCAAGGGCAUAUACAGUAUAAUUUUGAGUGAAAAAUGAUUGGUGGUUGUCUAGAUAAACAACCUCGUUCCCAGGGCUUUUCCCUUUUUGUCAAAAAUGCCUGGGAACGAGGUUGCUAGAUAAAAAUAUUGCGUGACAACAGGUGGGAAAUUUGUCUGCGCAUGCGCGAAGAAAAUCAAUAUGGCGACAUAUAUUAGGAGUGUUUCGUGAAUUUACCUGGUUUUAAGCUGAUAAAACAACAUUUUAAUAAACGCAAACUUUGUAAUAUUUAGUGGAAAACAUUAAGCUAUGCAUUCUAAAGGUUUUAAAUUGAAAAUAAGUACUUUUGCUUUAUUUUAUUGCUUUUUAUGCUUUGAAAACAGGCAAGCUCAUUUUUUGCAAAAAAUGUUAAAUGUGAUCUAUUAUUUUACCCAUCAUUUAACUUUAAUAUGAACAGAAAUAGAUAGAACACUUGGCUAUAUAAGUUACAAAGGUAUUGUUAGCUGAUCUGAAAAAUUUCAGUAUUCCUGGUACACAUUUUAACAAAGAAUAAAAUGUAAUUUGAAAAAUUAAAUAUGCAUAUCAAAAACAAUAGUUUUUAUUAGAACAACAUAUAAUAAGUUGUUAUUUUCUAUUUUUACAAAAACAAGUUUGGAAACAGGAUCUAGUCCUCCAGCUUGAUGUCAUAUUCCAUUUAUUUGGAUAUUUUAAUAAAGAAUGUGAAAUAAUAAUUUAAUCUUGUGCAAAAUUUGAUACCAACACACAAGUAAACAGAUAUUAUCAUCUAAAAAUAAAAGAAAACAGAAAAUAAAUUUAUCAUCUAAUGCUAUGAAAAAAAUCUUAGAUACUACAGGCAUAUAGUGAGCAUAAUUCUUUAACAAACUCAUUAAAAUAAGUUCAGUUAUGCUAUGAUAAGGGGAUGGCAAUAUAUGACAGCAUCAAAUGUCACCAUAUUCAGUGUCCGAAAAAAGUGCCGCGCGCAUUUUUCAUGGUCGCAUAACUGGUAUUGCCACAAACCCAGGUAAAAAUGCAAUUAAAUUAGAAAAACCUGGUUUUGGAUGAUGAGCAUAGUGAAAUUCUUGACUUAUUCAACUUUCUAAGUUUUUCCGGGUAAACAGAUUCAACAUUGAAAUAAGCCCCAUUCGGGAUCUCAUAUAAACCAAAAUAUUGUGUAUGGACCAGAUUUUUUUCAAUUUUCUGUGAUUUACAUGACACUAGUUAUAAUUUAAGGGUAAACCAGUAUUGUUCAAGACAUAUUUUCCUUCCAGAACACCUUUUCAAAAUACUAACCCAAACAUGUAAAAAAUAGUGCACAUUUACAAGGGCAAUUUCACCCCUUUGGCACAUUUUUCCCAUGAAUGAUUUUAAUUCUAUUAAAAAGACUAUAGAUAAAACUUUGAUUUAAAGCUAGUUUCAAGUGAUGAGCAUACCCUAAUUUUUAAGCUAUACCUCAAGAAGAUAGGUCAUUUCAACAUAAACAUUGAAAUAUGGGUAUACUGACAGCUCUGUCACACUUGUAGUUUGGCAUUAACAGCCCUUUUGAAACAUUUUAAUGAAAAUAUAAUUCACAAAAUUCACAUUUUCACUUACGUCUUAACAUCUGUUUUAAUCCAACUAGCUCUGUGGGCACGAGCAAAAUCUAGUGUUGAUGUAAAUAUCCAUUUAGUUCAUGUUUCCCAGGUGAAAAUAUAGUCUAUUCCAAAGCUGGAUUUCGACGUACUUUAGCUUUUCAGAAACCAUUGGCCUUCCUCAGUAAGAUUAUCAACUGUUUCAUAAACAUAUUUGAUAGUAAACAGCUAAAAUAUUCUCUGAAAGUCUAUAUUUUUCACUCUUCGACGAGAAAAUGGCAACUCGAGAAGAAAUGAGCCGCUAUUUUUGGUCAGCGUCGACAAAUUGCCCACCUGUUUUGCGUGACCCCUUGCGUGACCCCUGUUGUGACGUAGCAUGCAUAUCUACAAAAAUAGGUACGCACUGCGUACAUGUGGCUAGCCUAUUCACUAUUCAGCCUGUCAAAUACAGCUGGAGUUCACAUUGUCAUGAACAUUUAUCACAAACAUUCAUUGUGAUACAAAAUUAAUAAUUACAAUAGAAGAAUGUUCAAAAUAAAACAGAUGAGUAUCUUUCUUACAAUGCCAAGAAAUGGCUACAAUCACUCGAUUUAAAAGCAAUGGUUGGUACUUGCUAGCAAUGGUGCAGCCCGUGCAGCCAAAAAUAUUAUUGAGUCACAAUUUAAUUAAUAAAUGUUUUGCUUUAAUAAUAAACAUAUAUGCAGCAACUAAUGAUGUCACUUUUAUUGUUUUUCAAAAUUUCACUAAUAUGUAAUUCACUAAUUUCACUAAUAUGUAAUUCACUAACAUUUCAUUACAUGGGUUUCUUGUUACAAAUAUAUUCUGGUGUCUGGUUUACAAGUUAUUAGCUUUUCUUGAAACCUUUCAUAAAACCUUUAACCCAUUAAGCUGCAGAGCUUCCCCACUAACGAGUAAAAUCGUCUGGCGACUGGCGUUAGACAAGUAAAAAAAGGUUGGGCGCAAUGGGGCGCAUUGCGGCUCAAUGGGUUAAAUUCAAAGUUCUUCAUUAAUAUAAUAUUUAAUGCUAGAUUUCUUAACAGUUUUUAUUUAUUGUAAUUUAUAAGAUCUAAAAGCAUCGGAAUUUAUAAUGAACUCAUCCAAUCAAUUGGGUCAUUCCAGAAAACAUUCAUACCACCCCCAGGGAGGAAAUUGGAAGUUAACCCCCCUACCCCCUUGUGAUGUCCUAAUACAUUUACUAUUAUCAGAAACAAUUUUGUCUCCCCUCCCCCUCCGGACAGCAGAAAUUUCCUCCGUGGGGGGAGUAUGGAUCUUUUCUGGAAUGACCCAUUAUGUCAUCACCACUAAAACUUUUGUCUGAUAGUUGUAUUGCCCUCAUGAUGAUACUUGCAUAUCAUGAUCUUCCUAUAUUAUCCAAUUUUAUCACCAGUCACCAUAUUAUCAGCAAAUUGUCCAGAAUAUGUGUUCACUUAGUUGUUUGAAGUACUGUAGAUGUCAUGCAUCACUGUGAUUUUGAAUUGGGCUUUUAUCUGUAAAUGGUUCAAAAUUAAGAACCAAAAACAGUGUACUUACUGGCAGAUCACAAAAAUGAAAUAUUGUAAAUGAUGCAGGUAUAAAUUUAAACAACAUUUAACUCUAGCUAUAAAAGUAUGAACAUGCUACUCAAUUGACACUGCUGUUAUUAAAUGCUGAAAAGAAAGGUUGAAACUUGUCGAUAUGACCUCAGCACAUUAUGGCUGUGGGUUUGCUUUUUCAUAUACCCUCUCAACUGCUAGGAUCAGUGUUGUAUAGUGAUUGCACUGAUCUUCAUGAACGUAGCAAAGCAUCUGUCAUUGGGGGAGGGGUGGGGGGUGCCUGAGAAUUUUACCUGAAAUCUGAACUUCAAUGUUAAAAAUCUACCUGAAGUGUAAUAAUUCCACUGUCAUACUAAGUUCUCUAAGAAAAAGGGGUGUGGGGGUCCUCCUCCAGAAAAUGUUUACAUUUUUGAAGCUCCAGAACUGCAUUUCUGGUGUUUUCUAAAACACAUUUACAAACAAAUUGGAUCUAAAUUGACUGUAUCAAAAAUGGUUAUCAUUUCACAAAAAUACCAACUUUAUUAUGCAAAUUUAACCUGAAAUUGUAAAGAUUUAUACUUGAUUUUGUGGGGUUUACACCCCCACACUCCCAUGUCCCUGCUGAUCUUUAUAGAUCAGAUAUUAUUUACAUCUGGACCGGAUAUCCAAAAAUAAACUGCACCCACAGUUGCAUUUUUUGCAGCUGUACCUGGUUAGGUCUUAUAAUGAAUUUAAAUACAUUUUCACUCAAUUAUUUCCACCUAGAAGAUUGAUAUUCAACCCAGAGUGCAUUCCAUGCACGUUUUGUGGAAGAUCUUCGGCGUGAGUUUUGAAUUGUUGGCGCACAAUCACGUCGAGGUUGGCGCACAAUUUUUGAGUUUUGGUGGUUGGCGCAGCAUCAAAUGUUUAAGCGAGAUUUUGAGUGUUAAUAAUCGCCUGGUGAUUGGAUUGGCCUCUAUAAUUCUUUAGGGACUCGAGAAAUUUGUGUUCCUGGUCAGUGUAAUGGCUAUUAAAUGGUGUAAUUAACUUGUGAUACAACAGUAACAACACUCAUAAUUGCUCAUCAGCAAAACAUCUUAUUCAUCAAUUACACGCCUUUUUAGCAAGUUUUAAUUUUGGAAAACUAACUAUUAAUGAAAAAUCACGGUGCCCACGAUCAGCCGGCGCACAAGUUGACCUCACUUGGCGGACGGCAACACUACCUCAGAUUAUCUUCGGUGUGAAGUUUACACGGAAUGCACCCUGGUAUUCAACUGUACAUAAACAGACUGAGCUUCCAUUGCACUGUUUGACACUGUGUGUGAAAUUGUGGUGGGAAACAAUCCUUGAAUCGGCAAUAGAUCUCAAUAAUAUAGCACCCGUUAAUUUGCAGUCGGUGCGAUGCCAGUGACCAUUAAUUUAAAGACUAUAGUAAUAUAAAAUAUACCUGCAGCAAGUGGAUAGGGCAGUUGUAGUAUAAUAUAACAGCAAUGGGCUUGCUUCUUAAUUUACCCACAUAAUGAUAUAUUAAAAUUCAAGAUCUGUGCAAGCACAUUUGAUUAUAAACAGUAUUAUAAACUCACUAUAAAGCUUUAUAUGAAGCGUGAUCAAAAUAUCUUUGACUCAAAGCAGAGUCCAGACUAUAGCAUGCAGACAUGAAUAGCAAUGACAUGACAGAUUCACAAAUUAUAAACAUAAAUAUCGAUUGAAAUAACAAAAAUUAACUUACCGUUUGCUGUGAAAAAUUCCUUCGAGUAUUUCUACCAGCGUUUAUACCAACUGUAAUUUUGCUAAGUGAGGCAUCUCCACUUCCAAUUCUUCCAGUAUUAAAGCUUUUCUGAUGCCAUGAACAUUGAACGACAGUUUCCGAUGUAAAGUCGACAAUCUCCGUCACAACUUCACAUAGUCUUACAAUUUUAGCGUUACAUUGUGGCUAGCCCGCGAACGGGCUAGCCACAAAAAUCCAAGUGGCGGACAUUUCAUUUCUUUCGAUUAAAAUAUUUGUAGAAGUAAGCAAGAUAUGAGAAAACAAUAAAAGAGUUUUAUAUAUGCUUUUUAAUGUUCUUUCAAACCAGAAAAUAAAAAAAAUAUAUUGCCACUUCCCUUUAAGCAAAACGCCGAAACUACUUUGUUUUUACAAGGUUGCAGGAUUUUCACUGUUUGUCAGUAACUGCACAUUUGCUUUGAGCCUUUAAAUUAAAAAACUUAGCCUAAUAUUUCAAAAUCUAUCCCCAUGCAAACAACCCACCGGGCACACGACGUUGUUUCAACGUUGAAAUUUGGUAGAAAAAAGGUUGCGACGUCGACAACCUAAUAUCUACGUUGCUCUGACGUUGUUUUAAAAACAUUGGUUCAACAGCAGCCAACAGACGUCAAUUAACGUUCAUUCAUGGUUAAAUGUACGACGUCGAUUUGUGAACCAAGCUCAACGUUGUUUUAACGUGGAUUCAACGUUGAAUUAUGGUUGACGAGAUUGGCAACCUAAUUUCAACGUUGUUUCAACGUCGAAACAGUAACGUCGAUCCAAUUUGCAUGGUCAACCCUUUUUCAACGUCUAUCCUGGAAGGUCAUUUCCAACGUUGAUUCAACGUUGCCUUGGAUAAACGUCAUUUUGCCCGCUGGGAACAAAUUAGACAGCAAAAAAAAACGUUUUGACGAUGAAAACUUAGUUUUAGCUUUGUUUAUACUUUGUAGUUUGCACUCCUGCUCAAAUUCAACAUGGCGGAUUUAUAAGGGCAUUUUUGUUUUCAAUUUGGACACCGGUCACGUGACCAAGCGCGCAUUCACGUCUAAUAUGUCUAUGAAUAAGACGCAGACCAUCGAAAGAAGCAGGCGAUGUCUGACUUUAAGUUUAACUUAUGUAGAUCCAGAAGACCAAACUAUUAACCUGAUUGGAAAGUUUGGAAAUUGCGCGCCGGAGAUUUCAAAAAUUUAAUAGUAAAUAUAUACAGGGUGUAUAAAAAAAACUGAACAGAUUUGAAAUUGCUCUCAAACAACAUAUAUAUAUAUAUAUAUAUAUAGAUUCCAUGAGUACCCAUAAUGUACAAUAAAGAAAAAAAAUACUCGAACUCAAAUCGUAUAAACCAGGGGGGUGCAUAGCCUCCUCCGCGGACAUCUCUUUAGUUAUUCAAAUAAAUGAUGUUUUUCUGAUUGGGCUAGGUAAGUACCACGAGAUGCCUGCGGAGGAGGCUAGGGGGUGUAAACCAACAAACUAAAAAUGGCCUGCACAAGGCAUUUUGAGUUAAUGGAUCGAAAGUGUGUUGGGUUUUUAAUAACUGCAUGUACUAGAUUUCAGACAGUUUGCUUUAGUUUAAGCCCUUUAACCAUACUUCCCUGAAAAAUUAGCCUCUCGCAUGUUUAAUUAACGCAUUUAAUAUUCUGACAUAUGCAAAUUAGGCAAAGACAUUUUUAAGCAUACAAAAACCUAUUUUUUAGGAAAAAGCGAGUUUGCACAAAUAAUCAAAGAACGUAAACUGAAGCAAAUUAUCUGAAAUUUCGUGCGGCAAUUAAACUGAACACAUGUUUCAUCCAUUAAUUCAAAAUACGUGAAAGCUUUUAAAUCUCGUGCGCAAGCCAUUUUUAGUUUGUUGGAAAAGAAACACACGAGAAUUUUUUUUCAUUAUUCUACAUUAUAAGUACCCGAAGAAGCUAUAUAUAUGAAAAACUGGAUACUAAUAGCUGUUUUGCAAAAAUUUCAAAUCCGUUCAGUUUUUAUACACCCUGUAGAAGGCAUCAAAAUUGCGCGCCCGAUAUCUCCGCCGCACGAUACGAACCUAAAUACAUAAAAUUAUGUACAAAUUAUCCACUUUCCUCCUCGAUAACAAACAGUGAACGUUGUCAUAACAAUAGCAAACUUUUGUAAGCUAUUCCAUAUAGUCGCCAUUUUGAUUUUGAUUUUGAUUUCGUACGAAUUACGUAAUUUUUGCCAAAAAAUUGUCAUUUUGUGGUCUACCAAAGACCAAACCUAAAGUCGGUGGGCACCACAGGUGGCCCCAUCGACUAAUGAAACGGUUAUUGUUAAUAUUGUCAGUCGGUCUUUGUAAGGUUUAGUGUCCUUGCUUUAUUUAGUGCAAAUAUUGGACUUUCAAGAUGGUUUAAUUUUUUUGUUUUCCCAUAUUGAAUUUGCUCAUACGAAUUUCCUUAUACGAAAGAGAUAAGUUAUUAAAUUAGUCCACUCAGAUGCACGAGUUUAUUUUGAAGUCAACCAAUGCAUUUAUGAAUAUUUUAGAGUUACAAAAAGAAAUUCCUCCCAAAAACGAAACGGCAAAAAAGCUGAUUACAAAUAUCCUGCGCAUACGUCCGGGCGGCAAACGAAUGAUGAAAUUACAAGAUUUUGUCAUUGUGAUGGAUGGGUCCUCAUCGAUUCGCCAGUGUGAAUUUAAUAAUGGAAAGAAAGCUAUGCAAAGUCUUUUACAAUACACACAACCCGGAGUCGACGCUAAGUAUGCUAUGGUAACGUUUGCUUCAUCGGUGAGAAGAGAUUUUAAUUUCUUGUCCCAGUCAGACGCAGCAGCUAAAAUUAGUAGUGUCACUUUCCCACGUGGUUAUACAAACACUCAAGGUGGACUUGCCGAGGCAUUUAAUUUGUUCAAAACAGGUAAGGAAGGCAGUAUUUGAGCAACGACUUUAUGUGUACCUGUUGUUGUUGCUAAUGUCUUAUUGUGGCUUUUUUUGUAAAUAAUUGUUGUGCAUGAUGUUUCUACUGUAUUGUUUUUGUCGUUUUAAUUAAUGAUUUAUCUAAUGCUGCUGUUUGUGCAGGUGUAAUUACACUUGUAAAUGCUCUUGCUGUUAUAUAUGAUCGUCCUUUUUGUUGUUCUUGGUGGUGGUGCAGGUAGUGGUGUUGCUAGCUGUAGUUGGUUUUAUUGUUGCUGCUACUGUUUUCAGUUAUAAUUGCUGUAGUUUCCCUGUUGCCGUUGUUUUUCUGUUGCUGUUAUUGUUGCUGCUGCUAUUGUUGUCGUUUUGGUUUUGUUGUUGUUGAUGUUGUAGUCGUCGUGGUCGUUGUCGUUGUUGUUAUUGCCCCUGCUGUUGUUUGUUGUUAUCAAAGUUGUUUUUGCUGUGAUAUUGUUAUUGUUUUUGCUGUGAUAUUGUUAUUGUUUUUGCUGUCAUAUUGUUAUUGUUUUUGCUGUGAUAUUGUUAUUGUUUUUGCUAUUGUUAUUGUUUUUGCUAUUAUUGUUUUUGCUGUGAUAUUGUUUUUGCUGUGAUAUUGUUUUUGCUGUGAUAUUGUUUUUGCUAUUGUUAUUGUUUUUGCCAUUGUUAUUGUUUUUGCUAUUGUUAUUGUUUUUGCUAUUGUUAUUGUUUUUGCUGUUGUUAUUGUUUUUGCUAUUGUUAUUGUUUUUGCUAUUAUUUUUGCUAUUGUUUUUGUUAUUGCUAUUGUUUUUGUUAUUGCUAUUGUUUUUGCUAUUGCUUUUGCUUUUGCUAUUGCUAUUGCUUUUGGUUUUGCUAUUGGUUUUGCUAUUGCUAUUGCUAUUGCUAUUGCUAUUGCUAUUGCUAUUGCUAUUGCUAUUGCUAUUGCUAUUGCUAUUGCUAUUGUUAUUUUUGUUAGUGUUGUUAUACUGCUGCUGCUGUCCCUCCUUUUGUUUUUUGUGUGAAUUUGGUAUCGUUGUUGUCACUGUUGAACUACAGAUGAAAUCUUAUUUUGCAGAAGGCCGCCGUAAUUUUGGCACGCGUAAGGUUGUACUGCUAUUAACAGAUGGUCAAUCCAACAUUCUACCACAUAAGACAAUACCAAAUGCUAAGGCGUUAAAGGAUGCAGGAGUGGAAGUUUUUGUUGUUGCUGUUGGGAAUGAGUACAUCAGCGGAAUCAACGAGAUGGCCCACAUAGCAAAGUUUCCACCAGCCAAAUUCCUGUUUCGCGUGAGAAAAUUCGGGAGCUUUCUAGAUGUCGUUAAGUUGGCAAUCAAAGAAGUAGCCCCAGAUGUAUACGAAAUUGUGAAAAAAUAUAAAUCUACGUGCUCUUAAACAGCUAAACCUUCAUUUUGAAAAGCAAAAAACGUUUAAAAGAAAACAGCUUGUAGCGCUUAUCAUAUAUCAUUACUUUUUCUUCUUGAGCAUUUUUUUGUGACUAUUAUAUAUCUCAGUCAACUUUUUUCUUAAACAUUUGAUUUGAUCUUGUCAUUAUAUAUAUACCAUUAUUUUUCUUCAUUAUUUUUAUCAUUAUAUAUAAUAUUCAACCACAACACCGUUAAAAUAUAUAAGCGACAGUUGCAUGUGCAAUAUCAAACAGACCAUCGCGACGAACACAACAAAACAAAACUGUCCGAAACAGCCACAACGAGCGAAGAAAGCACAUAUAUGCGACUGUAGAAAGAAAGAAGAGUGCCCAGUGUAAAAAAAAUGUUUGGUCGAGUCCAUUGUGUAUCAAGCUACAGUUUCCACCAACGACAAUUAGUUCACCUCAAACAUACGUUGGUCUUACUGAAAACAUGCACUUUUAAAACUAGAUAUUUCAACCACAAAACGUCAUUUACUUUGUACUAGAAAAGGAACUCCACAGAACUUAUAGUAAAUAUGUUUGGCAGUUAAAGCGCAUGAGAGGAAUUGAAUUUCACAUUAAAUGGC
Molecule: messenger RNA, 10716 nt
Organism: Paramuricea clavata
Lineage: Eukaryota; Metazoa; Cnidaria; Anthozoa; Malacalcyonacea; Plexauridae
Source: the annotation of a GenBank genome assembly